AUGUUUACAUCUUUACUAUUGUCCUUACAAGAGUUUUCGAUUGGAGACCUCGUGCGCCACCUGAGCAAUGAAGUCGUUGAUUUAUACGUUCGGGAAGAAGUUGCUCUUAUUGGCACGAUGCUAUCUUUCUUCGAGAUUACUAAGGUUGCUUUUGAUAGCCUCAAGCCCAACCGGUUAGAUGAUAUUGACUAA
Molecule: messenger RNA, 192 nt
Organism: Botrytis fragariae
Lineage: Eukaryota; Fungi; Ascomycota; Leotiomycetes; Helotiales; Sclerotiniaceae
Exons: 2
Coding region: 1-192 (63 amino acids)
Source: RefSeq, a predicted model, not a curated record